CUCGGUUAGUUCAUUUUGGUCCGUCGAAACGACGAGGUCGAACAAACAGUGUGAUCGCAUCCGUAAAAGAGAGAUAAUGUGGUUCAAGUCGGGAGCUUUGUUGCUUCUGGCGCUGGUGGCCUUAGCGAAUGGCAACACAACCAGCCCCGGUACUCCCAUCUCGACUCAACGCAAGGUUCUUUGCUACUACGAGGGAUCCACCGCGUUGCGGGAAGGUUUGGGCAAAUCGAUCAUCGCGGACAUUGAACCGGCGCUGCCGCUGUGCACGCAUCUGAUCUAUGGCUACGCCGGGAUCAACGCGGACAGCUACAACGUGCGAUCGCUGAACGAGGCACUUGACCUUGACUCGGGCAAAGGUCAGUACCGAGCGGUGACGACGGAGUUGAAGCGUCGCUUUCCGUCGUUGAAGGUGCUGCUUGGCGUUGGCUUCUUCAAGGAUCCCACCGAUGAGAAGACAGCUGAUAAGUACUUGACGUUGUUGGAGAGUGGAGGGAGUCGCACGGCGUUCAUCAACUCGCUGUACGCGCUGGUCAAGUCGUACAACUUUGACGGUGCGGAUUUGGCGUGGCAGUUCCGGCAGACCAAGCCGAAGAAGAUUCGUGGAAUUGGGGGUAGUUUGUGGCAUGGAUUCAAGAAAGUCUUCAGCGGUGACAGCGUGCUGGAUCCGAAGGCUGACGAACACAAGGAAGCGUUUACCGUGUUGAUUCGUGACUUGCGCAAUGCCUUCGAGCACGAUCGUCUCCAGCUGGGAUUGACCGUCCUUCCUCACGUCAACGAGUCCAUGUUCAUGGAUGCGUUCCUGCUCAAAGACAGCGUUGAGUACGUUCAUCUCGCAGCGUUUGACCAAAAAACCCCCGAGCGUAAUCCCAGCGAAGCCGACUACACAUCUCCGCUCUACGAACCCACCGGAGAUGGUGAACGUAUCGCAGCGAACAACGUCGACGCCGAAGUUCGCUACUGGUUGACCAACAAAACCCCACCAAACAAGAUCGUCGUCGGAAUCGCGUCCUACGGACGUGGCUGGAAGCUCCCCGAAGACAGCGGACCAGUCCCCCCAGUCACAGUUGACGGCCCCUCCCCAGCAGGUCCGUACACCAACGAAUCGGGCCGGUACAGCUACGCGGAAAUCUGCACCCAACUGCCAGGAUCUCGGUUGAGCACGCUGGACGGAGCUGCCCCUCUGCAAAAGCAGGGUGAACCCAAGAAGGCGGGACUCUACGCGUACCGCGUUAAGGACAAGAAGAAGAAGCUCAAGGGAAUGUGGGUGGCGUACGAGGGGCCGGAGUCGGCGGCGGAAAAGGGAGCGUACGUGAAGGCCAAGGGUCUGGGGGGAAUUUCGAUCUUCGAUUUGAGCAACGAUGACUUCCGUGGGUUGUGCACGGAUGAGAAGUUCCCGAUCCUGAAGGCGGCCAAGAAUAUGAUGUGAGCGGUGGAAACGUGUGACGAAUUAGCUUGCGAAAAUUUUACAAUAAAUGAUCAAUUGAUUGAA
Culex pipiens pallens (northern house mosquito) is the source of this 1489-nucleotide messenger RNA. Its product is annotated as imaginal disk growth factor 6-like. Lineage: Eukaryota; Metazoa; Arthropoda; Insecta; Diptera; Culicidae. The record is from RefSeq and is a predicted model, not a curated record. The transcript is spliced from 2 exons. Gene Ontology annotation, cellular component: extracellular region. Gene Ontology annotation, biological process: chitin catabolic process; carbohydrate metabolic process. Bases 77 to 1426 code for a protein of 449 amino acids. Gene Ontology annotation, molecular function: chitin binding.